Molecule: messenger RNA, 1772 nt
Organism: Daktulosphaira vitifoliae (grape phylloxera)
Lineage: Eukaryota; Metazoa; Arthropoda; Insecta; Hemiptera; Phylloxeridae
Product: retinol dehydrogenase 14-like
Exons: 8
Coding region: 120-1136 (338 amino acids)
Source: RefSeq, a predicted model, not a curated record
UUUUCUACUGGUUACAUAUAUGUUUUCACAAUUUGAUUGAACAGAACUACUUUCACUUUACGCCUUGUAGGCACACAAAAUCUAUCUAGAAUCAUUGCAAGACGUUUUUUGAUGGUUUGAUGAUGUGGUAUGCUGAAACAUUAUCGUACCUUCACACGUUUAACUUAGUAGCUCUUAUUCUCAAUGUCAUUCUGAUCGCAGUAGUAUCACUAGCAACUAUUAAAGCAUACACUUGGAUGACCACUGGAUUGUACAACGGUAACACCAACAUGAAAGGAAAAGUUGUUAUUAUUACCGGAUGCAACUCUGGUAUUGGUAAAGAAACUGCUAAAGAUAUAGCUAAACGAGGAGCAAGAUUAAUCAUGGCGUGUAGAAAUAUAGAGGUCAGCUCAAAAGUCCGAGAUGAAAUUAUUGAAUAUAGUGGAAACAAUAAUGUUGUAUUGAUGGAACUAGACUUGAGCAGUUUGAAUUCAGUUCGUAAAUUCGCUGGUAAAAUUAACCAACAAGAAUCCAGAUUAGAUGUACUCAUCAAUAACGCAGGGGUAGCUAAAACUUUUGGCAAGACAAUCACCGAAGACAAUUUAGAAUUAACUAUGGCAACAAAUCAGUAUGGACCAUACUUACUAACACGUUUACUUCUACCAUUACUCAAAAAAAGUGCACCAAGCCGAAUCGUUAUUGUGGCCUCAGAAUUGUAUCGAUUUGCCAAAUUAAAUUUAGACAAACCAAAUCCAACAAAUCAGAUUCCCGCCUAUCUGUACUACGUGUCUAAGUAUGCAAACAUCAUGUUUUCAAAUGAAUUGGCAAGAAGAUUGAAUGAAAGUAACUCAGGUGUUACUUGUAAUUGUCUUCAUCCUGGUAUGAUCGAUUCAGGUAUAUGGAGAAAUGUUCCUUUUCCACUAAAUUUGCCCAUUCAAUUGGUUGUUAAAACAAUGUUUAAGACCUCUGAACAAGGUGCACAAACAACAAUCUAUUUAGCUGUUAGUGAAGAUGUAGAAAAAACAAAUGGAAAAUACUUUAAAGAUUGCAAAGAAGCCAGCCUAAGAAAUGACAUACUCAACGUAGAAAACCAGAAAAAGUAUUGGGAUAUUUGCGAGAAACUUGUGAAAAUUGGACCAUGCGAUCCAAGGGUUUAACUUAAUAAAACAUUUUUAUUUUAUCCAUAUGACUAAAAUAAAAAUAUCGUUCUUGAUAUUUUAAAAAUAAAAUAAAACAAGUCGUAAACAACAAAUUUGCUAUUGUAAAUAUACGACACGUAUAAGCACAAAGAAAUGCAUUUUAAUUUAAAUAUUAUUUACUCAUUAUCAGGUAUUUAUAAUUAAAUUCUAAGCUAUAUGCUUUGAGGCAUUUGACAUAAUUUUUAACUAAUCAAACGUUUUAAAUUUUAUUGUUUAAUAAAUCAAACUAUGUAAUUAUUAUAUACUUUAAAAUAGAGUAAAAAUAAAAAAAUAUAUUCAUAUAUUAUUUACAAAAUAAUUUGAUUGAAUACAAGUUUAUUAAAUGUGUUUUUUAAAUAUCUAACUUUUUUUUGUACUACAGAAUUUUUUAUGUAUUGGUAAUAUUUUACAAUAUAAUUAAUUGUCUACUUAACUCAAUUAUCUGUUUAUAUUUGUGUAGGUGUAUUCAAUAAACAUUAAUAAACUUUAAGCAACAUAUAAAAAGAGUUUAACAGAAAGCCAUUAUAAUUUUAAAUAAUACAUUUUCCUAUAAUUGUUAAUUCAUUAUCUUAAUAAUUAAAUUUAGUAGAACAUAAAUAUAAUAUUUUAAUAACA